Molecule: messenger RNA, 2752 nt
Organism: Syngnathoides biaculeatus (alligator pipefish)
Lineage: Eukaryota; Metazoa; Chordata; Actinopteri; Syngnathiformes; Syngnathidae
Gene: kri1
Product: KRI1 homolog
Exons: 18
Coding region: 107-2344 (745 amino acids)
Biological process (GO): endonucleolytic cleavage in ITS1 to separate SSU-rRNA from 5.8S rRNA and LSU-rRNA from tricistronic rRNA transcript (SSU-rRNA, 5.8S rRNA, LSU-rRNA)
Cellular component (GO): 90S preribosome; nucleolus
Source: RefSeq, a predicted model, not a curated record
UACGUACACCGGAAAACACGUGCUUCCACUCUACGCAUGCGCUAGUGUACUGCGAUGCUAAUUUUUGUAGCUUCGAGAUUGUAAACACGUUUUAAAACUACACCGUAUGAUGUCUGGGAAAACAGAUUUUAAAAUCAACACCCAAUUCGCAAAGAAGUAUGAUAAAUACCGACAGAAGGAAGAGCUGCAGAGGCUCAAGGAUCGAUAUGGAGACCGCGAUAUUGACGAUGAAUCGGAAUCAUCUGAGUCCAGUUCGGAUGACAGCGAAGUGGAGUUGGAUCCAGAGGUUGAACGGGACUUUUACAGGACAUUGUCACUACUAAAGAAGAAAGAUCCGAAGAUCUAUCAGAAAGAUGCGAAAUUCUACUCAGAAGGUGCAGACAACACUGAUGUGAAGCCAUCAACCUCAAAGUCAAGAGAGAAGCCCAUGUAUCUGAAGGACUAUGAGCGUAAAGUCAUACUCGAGAAGGAAGGAAAAUAUGAUGAUGAGGAUAGUGACAGUGAUGAUGAAGAGGCAGCAAAAAGACGAGAAAGAGCAUCUUCCCCCAGCUACCUGCAGGAGCAGAAGCAAUUGAAAGAAAGUUUCCGGAAGUUCAUCCAAGACAGCGAUGAUGAAAAUGAUGGCAGCGAAGGCAGUGGGGAAGGAGUGUCCCAGUUGCUAACUAGGAGGAUCAAAACACAGGAAGAACAGGACAAAGAGGAGGCAGACUAUGUUGAAUGGCUCAAAGGGCAGGUGGAUCUUGAUGGACCGGAGGAGGUGAAGGACAUGAAAUACCUACGAGACUACUGGAAUGACCCGAAACUGGAUGAGGACGAAUGUUUCCUUCGAGACUAUGUUCUAAACAAACGCUACAAAGAUGAUGAUGAUGACAAUGAUGAGAGGAUCCCAACAUAUGAGGAGUUGGUGCAGGACGAUGUGGAGGAUUCCGAAGAGGAAGGCGAGACCUUCUUGCAGCGGCAGCAGGCCUUUGAGAGAAGCUACAACUUCCGUUUUGAGGAGCCCGAUGCUCAUCAAAUCAAGACAUACCCUCGUAGCAUUGCCACUUCUGUGCGCUCCAAAGACGAUCGCAGAAAAAGAAAAAGGGAGGAAGUGAAAGAAAGGAAGGCGAUGGAGAAACAGAAUAAACGGGAGCAGCUGAAGCAACUGAAGAACUUAAAGCGAAAUGAAAUCAUGGAGAAGUUGAAGCAGCUUCAGGAGCUUACUGGCAAUGACGAGCUCGCUUUUAGUCAAGCUGAUCUAGAAGGAGAUUUCGAUCCACAACAUCAUGACCAGCUCAUGCAGAAAUUUUUUGGGGACAAAUACUACGGUGAGCAAGAAGAGGAGAAGCCUCAGUUUGAGGAUGAUGAUGACCAUGAGGAGCACUGGAACUGGGACACAUGGACGGGAGAAGAGCAAGAACAAACGUAUGAUGCCGGAGAGCUGCACUGCGAUGACCAGGAUUUCAAUAUGGAUGCAGACUAUGACCCCAGCCAGCACACAGUUUCUAAAAAGGAGAGGAAGAAAAUGAAGAAGGCGGAUCUACCUCAAAUGGGCAAGAAGAAAAAGAAGUCUCACUUUGCAGAAGUGGUCACGAAAAAAAAGCCUGUCUUUGAUCCGCAGGAGAAGAGUUUUGAGCAGUACCUUGACGAGUACUACAAACUGGACUAUGAGGAUAUCAUUGAUGACCUCCCAUGCAGGUUUCGUUACAGGCAGGUCUUGGCCAAUGACUUUGGUCUGACCACUGAUGAGAUCUUGUCUGCGGAUGAUAAGGAUCUAAAUCGAUGGUGCUCUCUGAAGAAGACCUGCAUGUUCAGAUCCGACCACAUAGAGAUGAACGAUUUAAAGAACUACAAAUUAAAAUCACAGAAUGAAAAGAAGAAAAGAGAAAUACUGUCAUCUGUCUAUUCUGACAGAAAAUAUAAAGUGGCGCCUGCCAAGACUAAGAUGGGGAAGAAGCGACGUGAUCGUGUGAAAAAUGCCAAGAGGCACAACAGAGAAGCUGAGGAUGGUGACAGCUCCUCUGUGAUGGAGACAUCGGACAAGCCUGCACAAGCUCUUCGAGAGUUUGGGUCUGAUGAUGAACCAGAGGAGUUUCUCAAGAAAAAGAUGAAACAAGAAGAGGACUGCCAGACAUUUCCUGCUGAUGAAGCGGUUCAGGUUGAAGACAACGUUAAGACAAAAAGAUUGAAGAAGCUCAAGCACCCGGGUGGACAUCGCAAAACAGGAACAGUCGGAUUGGAAAUUGGAGGCCAAGAGUUUAGCAGAGAGAGACUGAAGGCGUAUGGGUUGAAUCCCAAGAGACUGUUCUUCAAACAGCUCGCAAGGCAAAAACGGAAGGAGAAACUGAAAAAAAUCACUGCUUAACAGAGUUUAGACUGAAACAUUAUGUUUUUAUGGUCCAAAUGUGUCAAUAUUGAACUUAGCGCCAUUUAAUUUUAUACAGUGAACCAACAGGGAAAUGUGAUAUUUACAAUGCAGAGAUUGUUUUAUCUUUUGAAAAUGUUUUCAAUUGGAAAAUAAAUCUCUUUGGGGAAGAUAAUUUGGAGCAUUUUGCUAAGCAAUUUCAUUUUGAUGGAUGAGCAACUGAGUGGGAAUAGUUUGUCAUUAAAAACAUAACUUCCAAAUGUUUGAAAGUGCCAUGUUCAUCUGUUCAAUUGCAUGCCAGUAUAGAAAAUAAUGGAAGCCAUCACACCUGUAAAGAAGACGACAGGCUCUGUGUACCAGAGAUGUGUGUUUUGGUCUGAAAGGUGCAAAUAAAGACAUUGUGCUGAA